This is a messenger RNA of Emericellopsis atlantica, 522 nucleotides long. Its product is annotated as Mss4-like protein. Lineage: Eukaryota; Fungi; Ascomycota; Sordariomycetes; Hypocreales; Bionectriaceae. The transcript is spliced from 2 exons. Gene Ontology annotation, molecular function: carbon-sulfur lyase activity. The record is from RefSeq and is a predicted model, not a curated record. The coding region runs from base 1 to 522 and encodes 173 amino acids.
AUGAGCGAUAAGUCAGUCAAAGACACAGAAAAGUUCUUCCCCCUGGCCGGCCUCGCGCGGGACGGCUGGUCGACUGCGGAGGAAGCCACAGCGACAUGCUAUUGCGGCGCUGUCCAGCUUGUCUUUCCUCUCUCCAAGCCAGGCUUUCGCGGAUCCUUUGUCUGCCACUGCAGUGACUGCCGCAAAAUCACAGCUUCAAUGUUCACUUCGGCUUUCAUCGUCCUCGACACCCACCUGAGACAGGUUCGCGGAGAAGACAGUAUGAAACAAUUCGGCCAAUCGCGAACAGUCGACCAAACGGAAAUGACCAACUUCUUCUGCGGUACGUGCGGGUCUUUGAUGUACCGUAGGAGCUCGGGCUUCCCAGGAAUAAGCAUCCUCAGGAUUGGGACAGUAGAUGACUUCAAGCUUGCCGAAACUGCGUUGAAGCCAACCUUUGAGCAGUGGGUGGAGCACAAGGUGGGCUGGCUCAAGGAGAUAGAAGAUAUGGCUCAGAUUGAAGGACAAGCGUCGCUGUCGUGA